AUGGCCACAUCAGCAGCAGCUCACCACGUCCUAGUCCUCGGCGGCCACGGCAAGAUCGCCCAGCUGCUGACCCCGCUGCUGCUGCAGCGCGGCUGGGCCGUGACGAGCGUGAUCCGCAGCAGCGAGCAGGUGGCGGCCAUUGAGAAGCUUGGGGACUCUCGUAAAGGACGCCUCAGCGUGCUGGUGCGCAGCAUCGAGGACGUCAAGAGCGAGGCGCAGGCGCGGGCUGUUCUUGAAGAGGCUGGUCGGCCGGAUUAUGUUGUCUGGAGCGCGGGUGCGGCCGGCAAAGGUGGUCCAGAAAGGACCUUCGCCAUCGACCGCGACGCCGCCGUGCACUUCAUCCGCGCCUCCGCAGCGCCAUCCUCCGGCGUAACCCGCUUCCUGCUGGUCUCGUACAACUGCUCGCGGCGCACGAAACCGGCAUGGUGGGACGGCGCGUCCUGGACCGCCGCGCAGGAGAUCAACUCCAGAGCGCUGAAAACGUACUACGCGGCCAAAGUUGUCGCAGACGAGGCGCUGUACGCGGCGUCCAAGGGGCGUACCGAUGGCGGGUUCGUGGGGAUCGAUCUGCGGCCGGGCACUUUGAGCGACGAGCCGGCUUGGGGGGUAGAGCUGGGGAAGACGAAAGGGUCCGCUGGCAAAGUUAGCCGGGCGAGCGUGGCGCGCGUGGCGGAUCAGCUGCUGGCUGCGGACGGGGUGAAGAACUCGUGGAUUGACAUGCUCGACGGCGAUGAGGAGAUUUCUGCGGCUGCGAAGCGUGUUGUUGAGGAGGGCGUGAAUGCCGCUGAGGGCGAAUCCGUGUUUUGA
Messenger RNA from Lasiosphaeria miniovina, 807 nucleotides. RefSeq lists its product as uncharacterized. Lineage: Eukaryota; Fungi; Ascomycota; Sordariomycetes; Sordariales; Lasiosphaeriaceae. The record is from RefSeq and is a predicted model, not a curated record. Bases 1 to 807 code for a protein of 268 amino acids. The transcript is spliced from 3 exons.